This is a messenger RNA of Pieris macdunnoughi, 1230 nucleotides long. Lineage: Eukaryota; Metazoa; Arthropoda; Insecta; Lepidoptera; Pieridae. The record is from the annotation of a GenBank genome assembly.
AUGCGUGCCUCGUCCACCCCUGCAUUAGGGGCGAGGAGACAGAAGACGGAUUUGCACGUGGCUGAACCCUCAAGGUCCGCGAGUCCGGCCUCCAGUUUGCGAAGCCAACGGGCCAAACAAUACAGCUUAUGGAAAAGCCCACAUAUAUUGCUUCACCGAGAAUACCCAGAGGGAUCUAGGGUAAGGGGCGUACCCACGGGACAACGCCAUUGCGACUGUUACUCAUCAGCCGUCUCUAAUUCCAGGGCCAGUCUACCAGUCAGAAGCGCGCGUCUUCUCCAACGCUCACGAACGCAAACACCAUCAGAUGGCGCCAGCGAUGGCAGCACUUCACCAGCACCAGCGCCAUCAACGCUUCUUCAAGACGUCGUCGACAUCAAGACGCUGCUUCUGCAGCUCAAACGGGUCUUACAGGAGCCGGGGGAGGAGCAUCAUACGAUGAGUAGUCAGUUAGAGGAGCGUGACCGUCUGGUGCGCGUGCUGCAGCAGCAGAUGCUGAGGAUGGCAGAGAGCCAUGAUGCACGACCAGAUGACACGUGCAAUGUUGCUACGCAGACUGACAGGUUGCGGCCGCCGAUGGGUACAACGCUAACCAGUUCUGAAAAUUCCGGAUUAGUGAGUUGGAAUGAACAAGGGAACGGGAGAAAGCUGCCGUCUUACAGUGAAGCACAAAAGACAAAGAGACCUGUUACCAACGGGGUAGUGAAAUGUCAGUGUGGUGCGAGAAAAGUGAACGGACUUGACGACACUCAGACAGACAGACUUGACACGGUACACCUAAAACCUAACAGCCGCGUCGGUACCAAGUACCUCCAAGCCGUGACCAACACGGAGAACAGACGGUACAUCAAAAGAGACUCGUCUCUCAGCGAAAAGUCCGACCGCAAAAACCUAUACACGAACAGAUCUAGGUCCAUAGAAAAUUUCCAAAAUCAAAACUAUUCUACAGUCGAACUAAAACCGACGGUGAUCGAAGAGACGGGUAUCAAACAUCAUACGUCAUACAGCGAUCUCUAUAACGGCAGAAUUAGUAGUAGGGAAAGCGUUAACAGACACAGUCCAAGUCUCAACGGUCAGUCCACAGACACGGACUACAGCUCCGAUGGUGGAUACAAGUCUCUUCCUUCAUCUAUUAACUACGGAUCCCCUAAAAAAGUUAGCGGCAUUCCCAGGAGGUCGCUCGAGCAAAAGUUUAUAUCGACAAAGCAAGUUAGAGCCAGCGCCGUUUGA